AUGGUCUCUUACUAUGCCUUCCUUUGCGUGAUUGCAGCAUCACUCUCAGCACUGUCCCUCGGGCUGGAUGUUGGUAUGAUCUCUAGCACUCUCGUACAGCCGCGUUUUCUCGCAUACUUUAAGAAUCCAUCGUCUUCUCAAACCGGUGGGAUUGUCGCGGCCUUCAGUGCGGGCGCUACCUUUGGCGCAUUUGGCUGUUCCUACAUAGGAGAUCCCAUCGGCAGAGUCUGGGCUUUGCGAAUAGGUGCUGCCAUUGCUGUCGUUGGAUGCGCGCUUCAGGCUGGAUCUGUUCACAUUGCGAUGCUCAUAGUCGGUCGCCUAAUCAACGGUUUCGGAGCAGGCCAGCUUACUGCUGUCUUUCCGAUCUAUGCCUCAGAAGUCGCUCCCCCCAAGGUCCGAGGUGCCUUCGGUGGUUUUCAAAUGCUCAUGAUAGAGGCCGCCAUUUUUGUGGCUACUGCGACUGGAUAUGCAUUCGGGAUCUACUACGAUGAUGAUCUUCAAUGGCGUGGGCCACUUGCUGUUCAAGCUAUCCCUCUUGUGCUCCUUAUCCCAGUUACCUUCUUUUUACCCGAAACUCCCCGCUGGUUGAUCUCGAAGGGAAAGGAGGAUCAAGCUAUGAAAGUCCUCUGCCGCUUACACCCAUCACCAGACGGAAACACCUUUGCACACAUGGAAUUUGAAGAGAUUAAGUCUCACAUUCUAGCAGAGAAAGCGAGCUUCAAACCAAGUUGGAAAGAAAUUGCAUCUAAAUCCUCAUGGCGCCGUCGCGUUCUUCUGGUCUCAGCCUUGCAGUUUUUUGCACAAGCAACUGGAGUCAAUUGCGUACAGUACUAUGCCGCGUCUAUCUAUACUCAGCUUGGGUUCGAUCACAGUGAGUCACUUUUGAUCAACUUGCUUUACGGAGCAUUUGGUCUCAUUUUCGCAAUCGGAUGGGUUUUGGUCCUCGAUCGCUUUCCUCGAGUGAAGCUUCUCAUCUUCUCAACAUUGUUCAUGGCAUUAGCUCUGCUGGUUCAGUCCAUUCUGUCUGCCGUGUAUGCCAACAAGUCGGAUCCAAACCCAAAUGCUCUCAGAGCACAGGUUUCGAUGUUUUUCAUUUUCCAGCUAGGUUUUAUUGCGGUUGGCAUGCUGUCUUGGCUCAUUCCGCCCGAGAUGUGUCCCAUGGUCAUCAGAGCAAAGGUCAACUCUGUUUCCGUCUCCGUCAAUAACAUUGCGGGACUUGUGGUCUCCGAGAUUUCUCCUGUGGCACUUGGGGCCAUCGGUUUCAAGUUCUUCUAUGUUUAUGUCGCUUGCAAUCUUGCAGGUUGCGUAUUUUACUAUUUCUGCCUCCCUGAGACCUCAAAUAUCAGCCUCGAAGACAUGGAUGCGCGAUUUGGAGAUCAAAUUGAUAUUCAAGGAGAAUACAUUAAGGAUCAGGGGAAUCAGGCCGAUGUGACUCACGACGAGAACGCCAAAGUGUAA
Molecule: messenger RNA, 1458 nt
Organism: Penicillium longicatenatum
Lineage: Eukaryota; Fungi; Ascomycota; Eurotiomycetes; Eurotiales; Aspergillaceae
Product: sugar porter family MFS transporter
Exons: 10
Coding region: 1-1458 (485 amino acids)
Biological process (GO): transmembrane transport; carbohydrate transport
Cellular component (GO): membrane
Molecular function (GO): carbohydrate:proton symporter activity
Source: RefSeq, a predicted model, not a curated record